GGAUUUGAAGAUCUGUGCAGAUGCCCAUGGCGGCGGCGGCGGAACGAGAAUCGGACACUACAGAGCCUCCUGGCUCUGAGACACUCCUGGAUGAGGUGCUGCGGACCCUCUACGACCUGGGAGAGACCGAAGGUGAAACAGAGCCUAAAAGGAUCAAGAAGAAGAGAGAAAAGAAGAGAGUGGGGACCACAGCGGAGGUUUCAGCAGAGCCGCUCCCCCUGCCUGCAUCUCUCGCAAAGGGCCAGAGGAAGAAUGCUUCCAGCUUUUUCAAGGAACUCAGAGAAGAGCUACACUCUGCUUCCACUGCCCCCUCAGCACCCUCUUCGGGAGCAGAAGUCCCUGCUACUAAUGCGGUGUCGCUCUCUGCCCCAGAGAACAGCAGCAGGCUCGUGGAAGUGGUAGAGUUUCAAAGCAGAAGUAAAAGAAAACCAAAACCGGCUCAAGAAGAGCACGCAAAGGAUAAAACAAAGGCCCUUGAAAAAGAUGUGGGUAUUCAAGAAUUUAACCUAGAAAAGGCUCGUUUGGAAGUACACCGCUUUGGGAUCACGGGCUAUGGCAAAGGAAGAGAGAGAAUCCUGGAACGGGAGCGAGCUAUCGUGCUGGGGGCUAAGGCUCCCAAAAGAAGUUACGUGAAUUACAAGGUUUUACAGCAACAAAUCAAAGAGAAAAGGAGAGCGCAGGAAGAAGAAGAGAGAUUGGCCCGGGACACAGACAUUUUCAAGAAAAAGAAGAGGAAAGUACAGGAGGACAGGAGAUCCAGGAAGUCGGCUCCCAGCAUUUUGUCAGAUGGAAAAGUUGGACAAGUUGGAAAAUUCAGAAAUGGGACAUUGAUUCUAAGCCAUGCUGAUAUCAGGAAAAUAAAUUCUUCCAGAGUAGCAAAAUGAUGGACUUUGUCAGCUCCAGAGAGGAGUAGGAACCGUGACGGCCUGGCACAGGACCACUGAACUGCAGACCGCACCCCACGUCCUCGGGUCUCUUCAUGAGGAGCAAGACGGAUAAACAGGGCGGUGACCUGCUGAGUGCCGGCCAGGCCCAGGCUCCACUCCCCUGUGCUGGAGAGGUUGUUCUCCCGCAGUGGCAGUGACCUGCUGAGUGCCGGCCAGGCCCAGGCUGCACUCGGGUUCUGGUUGCUAGUGUCAGCACACUUGGUUCCAGUCCCUCCUCUUCAUAGUUUCACUGUCUCCUGAGUGUUUGUGAUUGCCGUUACAGUGCCUUUCGGACUUCUGAUGACAGUGUUACUAUGUCAUGAAAGAACUAAGAACUCUUGUCAUCUUCUAUUGUCAACCUACUUUGUGUAAAAUCCAUUUUGUAAGAAUUUUCAAAAAUACACAUC
Chionomys nivalis (European snow vole) is the source of this 1333-nucleotide messenger RNA. It is a transcript of the gene Fsaf1, whose product is annotated as chromosome 21 C1orf131 homolog. The record is from RefSeq and is a predicted model, not a curated record. NCBI's taxonomy places the organism in Eukaryota, Metazoa, Chordata, Mammalia, Rodentia, Cricetidae. The transcript is spliced from 7 exons. The coding region runs from base 21 to 884 and encodes 287 amino acids.